GACCAGACCGCUGCACCACUCAGGGAGAGAGAUUGGAUUAAGAUUAAGGAAAAGGAUUUAGGAAGGUAAGGCCAAAUUAAAACAUCUUUUCUGCCCAGGCCGGACGCCCCCAGCGGAGGUGGCCCCGUCCGGCUGGCUGGUCGUCGGCCAGGACCAAGACAAGUACGGCGGCGGCUUCCAGGCAGACCAGAGCUUCCGCGGCCAGGUGGCCCGAGUGCGCCUGUGGGGCCGAGUCCUCGGCGCCGGCGAGGUGGCGCAGGUGGCCGAGUGCGGCGGCGACGCGGGCGACGGGCUCCUCCCGUGGCUGACGGAGGCGUGGACGCUCAACCACACGGCAAGAGUGAUCGAAAUCUCCAGGGAAGAGAUCUGCGGGAAAAAAGGCCCGUACCGCACUGUCCUGUCUCCAGCCCUGCCCUUGGCAGCCGCGGGACGGCUCUGCACAGCUAUCAGCGCGGAGGUCGCUACGCCUCGCAACCAAGAGGACAACGCCCGCAUCGGGGCCCUCGUGCGGGACACAGACCCCUCCUGCCACGGCGGCCCCAACCAGCCUCUCCUCUGGCUCGGGAUUUCCGACGAGGCGCAGGAGGGCCGGUGGACAGACGCCGCGGGAUCGGCGCUGGCCUUCAGCGGCUGGGCUGUCGGGCAGCCCAACGGGGGCGGCCUCGAGAACGUCGCCGCGAUGACGGGCUCCGGGGCGUGGGUGGACGUGGUCGCCCACCAGUACAGCUACUGCGCGGUGUGCGAGGCGCCGGAGCCCCUGGUGCUCAGGGCCCUGGGACUGUGCACUCGCCUGCCCCACGACACGUACUACGUGCUGUCAGGGCACGUCGCCUCCAAGCCUUACUUCCGGGGCUACACGACCACUAACAUCUCGUGGGCGCGCGGCAGGUGGCUGGCGGUUCAUCCCUCCAGAAGCGAGAUCCUCCUGAGCCACACGCCCACACGCCCCUACGAGUAUCCCUUCGGGCGGCGGCGGUGGGCGGUCGAGGGGGCCGAAGGGUGUGGGCGGCCGGAGGAUGGGUCUCUCACCCUCACCCUCACCACCUGCUCUCAGGGGAACUUCACCUGUGACGAUGGGUCCUGCGUGCCCAUGGCGAGGAGGUGCGAUUUCCAGGCGGACUGCCCCGACGAGAGCGACGAGAGCAAAUGCGAGAUCGUGGGCGUCCCAGCUGGCUACAAACCCAGCGUCCCUCCGAGGUGGUCGAACGUAGACGCCGCCUACCCCGUUAGUCUCCACGUGUCUGUCCUCGCCCUCGAGAUCCUGACGGAGAAGAUGGAGAUCGUGAUGGACUUCGAGGUGACGCUGCAGUGGCUGGACCGCCGCCUCGUCCUCAGGGAUCUGAAGGAGGACAUCGUGCUGAAUUCCCUUCGGCUGAGCGUUCUCAAGCAACUGUGGAUCCCCGAAGUCUCCUUCGGCAACGCUAAGGGAAACGCCCACACGCUGCUGGACGAAGAGACGCACGGCAGCAUCCUUCGCUCGGGGACGCCUGACCCCGGUGACCUGAGCUACAGCAGAGAAGUAUACUUCUUCGCGGGAGGAGAAAACCCUAUUCGGUUAACGAGGAAGUAUACAGCCACUUACCACUGCAGCCUGAACCUUGCUCUCUACCCCUUCGAUAGCCAGACCUGUUCCUUUACCUUCGUGUUGACAUCAGCCAGAAAGGAAGCACUGGCACUCGUAGGAGCCGAGCAGGACCUCGGAGUACGCUACGAGGGGGAUUGGCAGCUGAUGGAGUACACUAUAGAGAGCCUGUCUUUGAUGGACAAGAACCACUCGAGGUACAGCCGGAAGGAGGUGGUGGUUCACUUCCGAAGGCGCUACGGGUUCGCCAUCCUCACGGUCUACAUCCCGUCCACCUUCUUCGUCUGCAUCGCCUACCUCACGACCUUCUUUCCCGUCUCGAAUAUUCAGGUUCGGGUCAUCAUCGCGCUGACGGCCAUGCUGGUGCUGACGACCCUGCUGAACCAGGUGUCAGCGCAGCUCCCGAGGAAUUCCUACUUCAAAGCCCUCGAUAUAUGGAUGUUCGGCGCCAUAGGACUCAUCUUCUCCAUCCUCAUCAUGCAGACCAUGGUGGAUGUUAUUCACAGGAAUGAAGAAAAGACAACGAUUACACAGGUGACGCCAAUGCAAGAAAAGUCUCCUACGUACCCCAGGUCAGAUGGACUCCAGAGGGCGAAUAAGAUUAUGAAGAAGAUGCAAGUCGCGUUCCCUCUGCUUUGGGCAUUUCUUGUGCUCUGCUAUGCAAUCUAUCUCUUCUCUUCUGUGCAAUAACGGCAUACGAGAAUCGUCGGUGAAACGGGUCUUUGAAUUUAUUGGCAUUUUCUAGGGUGGAUGCAUGUGCUUUCGCAAUUCGAGCCCAUGGCAAGAAUUCUAUUUCCAGUGCUCUUGUUGCUUUAUGACAUUAUUGAAAAUGUGACAAUGACAGGGACGGGAUGACAUGUUGUAUGUAGGAUUGACAGUGCCUUGAACGAAUAAAUAUUAAUGAUAUUA
Molecule: messenger RNA, 2491 nt
Organism: Penaeus monodon (black tiger shrimp)
Lineage: Eukaryota; Metazoa; Arthropoda; Malacostraca; Decapoda; Penaeidae
Product: gamma-aminobutyric acid receptor subunit rho-2-like
Exons: 9
Coding region: 680-2272 (530 amino acids)
Biological process (GO): regulation of membrane potential; nervous system process; signal transduction
Cellular component (GO): synapse; membrane; neuron projection
Molecular function (GO): transmembrane signaling receptor activity; protein binding; neurotransmitter receptor activity
Source: RefSeq, a predicted model, not a curated record